AUGAAGGAUAUGCGGGAAGCAGCUUAUGUGCUUGGAGUUAAAAUUCAUAGGGAUCGUUCAAAGAGGCUUCUUGCAUUGUCGCAAGAGACUUAUAUUAGAAAGAUUCUUAAACGAUUUAAUAUGCAAAACUGCAACCCCAUAGACACUCCUAUAGCAAAAGGCGAAGGCCUGAAUCUCAAAAUGUGUCCUAAGACUCCAGAUGAGAAAAGGGAAAUGGCUAAUGUUCCCUACUCCAAUGUUAUUGGAUGUUUGAUGUAUGCCAUGAUGUGUACUCGACCCGAUAUAUGUUAUGCUGUCGGGUUAGUGAGCCGUUAUCAAGCCAAUCCUGGAAAGUUGCAUUGGAAAGCUGUCAAAAGGAUCCUCAGAUAUCUCAAAGGCACUGCAGAUUAUUCUCUAUGCUAUCAAGGAGAUAAUUUGCGCUUAAGUGGUUAUUCAGAUGCUGAUUGGUCAGGAGAUCUGGAUGAACGCAAAUCAACUUCAGGAUAUGUAUUCUUGCUUAAUAAUGGUGCUAUCUCUUGGCGUAGCAAGAAGCAAAUAUGUACAGCCUUAUCUACGAUGGAGGCUGAGUUUAUUGCUUGUUCAGCUACAGUGCAGGAAGCAGUUUGGCUUAGAAGAUUUCUGCAAAGCUUGGGUGUAAUAGUAAGUGCUGCAGAACCCGUGACAGUUCAUUGUGAUAGUCAAGCUGCCAUUGCAUAUGUAAAAGAUCCUAAGUAUCAUGGAAGUGAGUGA
Phoenix dactylifera (date palm) is the source of this 729-nucleotide messenger RNA. The record is from RefSeq and is a predicted model, not a curated record. NCBI's taxonomy places the organism in Eukaryota, Viridiplantae, Streptophyta, Magnoliopsida, Arecales, Arecaceae.